Messenger RNA from Paraphaeosphaeria sporulosa, 1517 nucleotides. RefSeq lists its product as uncharacterized. Lineage: Eukaryota; Fungi; Ascomycota; Dothideomycetes; Pleosporales; Didymosphaeriaceae. Gene Ontology annotation, biological process: DNA-templated transcription. Gene Ontology annotation, molecular function: zinc ion binding; DNA binding. The record is from RefSeq and is a predicted model, not a curated record. The coding region runs from base 96 to 1478 and encodes 460 amino acids. The transcript has 5 exons.
UUGCAGAUCCCAGCAUUUUUGACGACCUGGCUAAAAAUGCACGAUCCCAUUAUUUUUCCUUUGGUAAGGAACAGCAUCGAGUCUGGGUUGACGAGAUGUGUACCGCCGUUCGUCAAAGCCAGUUCGCCAUCAGCUCCGUUCCUCCGGAUGUGCUAGAUGAUUUUAUCGCGUCAAAACCGGAACAAAUUCGCGAGCGAGCAUGGCUGGUGAUGUUCUAUAGCAUCGCGCUGAGCAACCUUGAUGGGAGCGAGUCAUCAGCUUGCACUGCGCGGUUGAGGAGCAAUCUCUGGCUGGCUUUCAACGAUGUUAGGUUUCUUCUUGAGCCUAGUUUUCUGAACAUCCACGCCCUAGUUACAAUGACGUUGCACGCCGAGAAAUAUCUGGCGCCGUACGCUUGCUGGGCAUUGAUAAGUAAGGCAUGUACGAUGCUCAUAGCGUUAGGCAUAGGCACACAUGCUCACAUCGACUCUACUACGAGGAAGCAGCGCGAUGCUUUAUUCUGGCGCUUGAACUCCUUGGAUAAAGCCUUAUCACUGAUCCUAAGCCGGUCUCCAAUAUUUCAACGCGAUCUGAUGAACGCAGUGCCACUUCCAACAAUGGAAGAGCUAUUGUCCACUCGAAAUCGUUUAGAUGGUAUGCCAAUACUAUUUGAAGCGCAUUUCGACCAUCAGAUGAAUUUGCUAUCGCGCGUACAGGCCGAAGUAUGGCAUUGCUUACCGGGUCAAGAAACACAAAAUGUAGAUAAAGUUCGCAAAGACUUAGAAUCGUGGUACACUGAGGCAACAAAGAUUCUCGAAGCGUCUGCGCUAGUAGAGAUGCCUCUUCUAAGUACCCGUGGUCAGUUGUCCGUCGAUCUUCGCUUGCAAAUAUUGCUUCUUAAUUAUUAUUACCUUGAUGUAUUACUCAUGGUUGCCUCGAAAGAUCUCAGAUCACAAUGCGUCGUCCCGGCGCAGAAGCUGCUAGACCUACUUCCUCAUCUCGGGGAGCUUCUAUCGUACGAUACAAAAGAAACGCAUACUUGCAUGCUAUGGGAAUGGCUGCAUUACCCCAUGAUGGCUUUUGGGACUCUUUGGGGUCAGGUCCUAUCGAAGGGCGUAAGUAGUCACGAACAGAGUGAACGCAUUCUCAAAAAACUGCAUAAUGUACCGAAGUACCUGGAGCGUCUCGAGUCGCGACACAUCAUCAUUGGCGGAAAGCUCAAGGGCAUCACAGAAAGGAUCAUUCACCACGUGAGCGCCAUUUAUGACGCGAGUUCUCCAACACAGCAACGCGUAGCUGCAAAAGAUGAUACGGCCGACUCCGCAACAAAUCAGUCACGUACGUAUCCUUCGAGCACUAUCGAUCCUUUCGACAUGCCAAGCACAUCAACAGAUGCGACGUUCAAUGCUCCAGUGGAGGAUUUGAUGCCUUUACCAGACGACUUCUUCUUGGAUCCCUCGUUCGAUUGGUUUUCCUGGGAAGAUCAGGUCAGUCUUUGAAGCUCAAAGAACUGCCAAUGACAAGUUAGAUUUCACAGA